Messenger RNA from Portunus trituberculatus (swimming crab), 2836 nucleotides. Its product is annotated as zinc finger protein 91-like. Gene Ontology annotation, molecular function: DNA binding. NCBI's taxonomy places the organism in Eukaryota, Metazoa, Arthropoda, Malacostraca, Decapoda, Portunidae. The transcript has 2 exons. The coding region runs from base 843 to 2153 and encodes 436 amino acids. Gene Ontology annotation, cellular component: nucleus. The record is from RefSeq and is a predicted model, not a curated record.
ACACUUGUAUGUACUCUCAUGGAAAAGGAAAAAGUAUACAAGCGGGAUUAUUGAGAUCACAGAAUGUUUACAAUUCCCUCUCAUGAAUCGUGAUAAUGGUACAAGAUAAAGGUGGCAGGGUAGUGGACCAGGAAGUGUUCACCAUAUGAGGACAAGAAACGCAUCAGUAGAGAUGGUAAGCCUAUGCAAAACUAAGGUGCAGUUGGAAUCGUGCAAACGUGUAUCAAUGCUUUCAAAACAGGAGCAGCCCUACGGUGGUAAUGCAACAAAUUUACAACCUAUUAAUGUCAAGGUUGACAACACCAUCUCACAUAGGAGUCCUUUUAUCACGCCAUGGCUCAGGAGGGAUAAUGAUUUGGAAGCAAGGAAGCUUCGUUUUAUUGUGGCAUUAACGUGUCAUAAUUAUGCAUCAGUGUUUGUUCCUGGUUGGGCAGCCAUGGCGUCUCAGCGGAGUGUUGGAACAUCCCGUUGCCAUCUCGUGCCACAAGAUGGCGCCAAGGCCUUUGUCCCCAACACUAUUCUUGACAAUUUCACCAUGAUACCACUUAAAAAAUAUAUACUUAAACACUCAGAUUAUACUGAUGAAAUAUAUUUGUAUUUAUUGGAUACUUACUAACGUACACAGAGAAGUGUUUAUAUUUUAGUAUCUUUUUAUAAGACAAUAGUGGCAACUUUGCAGUAAACAGAGAGGCUUCCGACUACUCCCAUCGACGGGCAAAGUUACAUCCAUAAUCUCCCUUCCUGCUGCGUUCUUCCCGUGUUAGAUAUGUUUGUGGCAAGGUGACAUCUGUGCAGCAGCUCCUCCACGAUUUGUACUUCCGGAGGUGACAUAGGCAGUAAGGAUGGAGCCAACACAAAAUUCCUCAAGCUUGAUGUGGUGCAACUACAACACGGUUGAAGGCCUUAUCACCACAAGUGCUCCUGUUCAAGUAGAACUAGGGAGUGUUGACAUUGCAAGACAAAUCAACCAACAAGUCCAAUUACAAUAUGGUAGCCUCCAGGCUGUGCCGGCACAGCCACAGCAGAUUAUAGUAGCACAUCAACCUCAGCCACCACCUGCUCCACCCACACCUGAUCCACCUGUCCCUCAAAAACUAGCAAAGCCGCGAGCAAGAACAACGAAUGGUGAACGUGUGCCGUGUGAUCAGUGCGGUAAAACCUUUUCUUGUAAUGCAAACCUAAGAGACCACAUGAGGCUGCAUACAGGUGAGAGGCCCUUUGUCUGUACUGAAUGUGGAAUGUCCUUUGCUCAGCGGUCAAACUGGAGAUUACACAAACGUGUCCAUACUGGAGAAAGGCCUUAUAUGUGUGGUAUCUGUGGCAAAACAUUUUCCCGUAGUUCUCACUUACCGGGCCAUAUGAGGGUACACACCGGCGAGAGACCAUAUUCCUGUGAACAGUGUGAUAAUUCGUUUGCCUCUGCUCAAGCUCUUAAGAACCAUGCACGCACCCACACUGGAGAGAAACCUUUUGUAUGUGAGUACUGCCAGACUGCCUUUACACACAGCUCAUCUCUUUCUUCACAUAAGAAAAGAUGCACUGGAGAAAAGAGAAAGAGAGGAAGACCUCUUGGUAGUGGCCGCAAAUCAUACAGGAAAAAGCCAACAGGUCGGCCUCGGGGAAGACCCAAAAAAAAGGGUCGGUAUGCCAAGCGGGGCAGGAGAAAGAAUCCCCCAGCUGAAGAUGACCUUGUGGAACCUAAAGAGGAAGACAUGACGGUAGUCAAGGCUGAGGUUCAUGCUGAAAGUGGCGAAGAAACACAAAGCAUCCCAGUGGAGACCAAGGAGGAAAUGGAGGAGGUACCCACUGUCGUUGUGGAUGUAGAUUCUAUGGAGGUUGAGCAUCCAGAUAUACACGGGGACCCUUUACAUAUACAAAGCCACUUACACCAACAUGAGGUCAUAGUUCCAGAAGGUAUACCACAGGAAAAUCACAUAAUUCAUCAUGAAAUGGUGCCAUCAGAAGAGGUUGUAUCUGUAGCCACUGCCACUGCAAGCUUGGAUGAGACCUCUAACCUACACCAAGAAGCAGCAGUGGCAAUGGCUGCAUUGCAUGAGGGAGCAUGCAGCCUUACCCAACACCAGUUGCCUCAAGAAACGUAUGUAGAGAGAGAUGGAUCCCAUACAUUGUGGUUUCCCAAGCAGCAAUAUUAGUGGUGUGAUUUUCAAAUGUCUAUUGUUGGGAAUCUGCUUGUGUUAAUAAGGCAAGCAACUGUCAGUUGAUAGUUCAGUCAUCCUACUUAAGAUGUAGCACUAAUGGUGCACUGAGAACAUGAUGAAAAUUUUUAGAUGUUCAAUUCAAGUGGCGGUAAAAUGACAAUGAAUAAAUUGACUAUUCAAUACAAGAAUUAUUCUAAUUUUCUUGAGAGGAGAAAUGGUUUUAUGUCUUAAUAUUAUUUUUCUACAAGACUGCUAACUGCUUGUGUAUAUCCCAGAGAGCUUCACAAUGUAUUGGGUAGUGGUCCUGGCAUUCUCAUUGUGGGUUGAUUUUUACUGUCAUUGAAAUCAACUUGUUGACAAAUUUCAUUAUCAUUGAUAUAAAAUAUUGCAUUGUGAAACUAGCUGAGGACAGUUAUUUUAGUAUUUAAGAUUUCUAUGAAGAAUAAAUAUUUUAUACCAAACAUUACAUGUUAUGUUUAGAUCUAAAUUAAGAGCUCUUGGACAGGUAAGAAAAUAAUGUCCCAUGUAUGCUUAUGUAUAUUACAAUGUUCUUUGAACAUGUUAUCAAUGUACAAUGCCAACUGUUAAGAAUUUAAUAUUUCCAGUAUAAAUAAAAUAUUGUUCAAAAAUUCAAAUAUGUAAUUUCUCAUUUGACCAAAUAAAAUGUAAAAUUUAAA